This is a messenger RNA of Arabis nemorensis, 867 nucleotides long. NCBI's taxonomy places the organism in Eukaryota, Viridiplantae, Streptophyta, Magnoliopsida, Brassicales, Brassicaceae. The record is from the annotation of a GenBank genome assembly.
AUGACUGGGAUCACCACCAGCACCGUCGGGCUCAACGCCAUUCUCACCGGAGCCACCAAAACGAUGUCGCAUCACCCAUAUUCUGUCAUCGCCGAUAAAUCUAAGCUCUUCGGUCUUCAACUCUAUCUCGCCGAAUUGUCAAUUGCUACUCUCUCUCCUUAUCAUCGCCGUAGCUCCGCUAUCACCUGCCGUUACGGAGGCGGUGGUGGUGGCGGAGGCUCUCGAUUUCCCGGCGAUAGGCGAGGUAAGCAGAAAGAAUCCGAGGAUGAUGAUGCGCUUGAUAUCUCAGCGAUUAGGUCAGCUACUGUUAGGCUUAUUGAUGGGCAACAAAACAUGAUUGGUAUAGUUUCCAAAGAUGAAGCAGUUCGAAGAGCCGAAGAAGCUGAGCUUGAUCUGGUAAUACUUUCACCGGAUGCAGAUCCUCCGGUUGUUAGAAUGAUGGAUUACAGUAAAUACAGAUACGAACAGCAAAAGAGGAAAAAAGAACAACAGAAGAAGACUACUCGCAUGGACUUGAAGGAGCUUAAAAUGGGUUAUAACAUUGAUCAGCAUGAUUAUUCUGUACGCAUGAGAGCAGCCCGGAAGUUUUUGCAAGACGGUGACAAGGUUAAAGUGAUUGUGAACAUGAAAGGCCGGGAAAACGAGUUCAGAAAUAUUGCUAUUGAGCUCCUUAGACGAUUUCAGAAUGAAAUAGGGGAGCUUGCGACUGAGGAGAGCAAAAACUUCCGGGACAGAAAUUUGUUUAUUGUCUUGGUGCCAAACAAGGAAGUUCUUCGGAAAGGGCAAGAACUGCCCCCAAAAAAGAAGAAAAAGCCAGCUGAUGACGAAGUUUCAGCGGCAGGUAUACCUGCAACGCAAGAUAUAUGA